This is a messenger RNA of Peronospora matthiolae, 105 nucleotides long. The record is from the annotation of a GenBank genome assembly. NCBI's taxonomy places the organism in Eukaryota, Oomycota, Peronosporomycetes, Peronosporales, Peronosporaceae.
AUGGCUCUACCACGGAUUGAACUACCUGUGCCUUUCGCACACGUCACUCCCCCAGGCAGAUUGAACUACCACCCUCCGCUUACUAAGCGGGUGCUCUACCACUGA